GAACAGGGCAGGAACGCACCUAUUCCGGUUGCACAAUUCCGAGAAAGGACAAGCGAAAUCCAAGACCACCAAGGGAAAAACUGACAAUCUAUGGGAUGUUGUCAAUGGGAUGCCAUGGUUUAACAAUGCACCAUCAGCGGGGGUCUUGGAUCCAGGGGCUGCCAGGUGAUGAUUUGAUAUCAUCCACCCAGCAGGAAUGGACUCCAGCGUCGCCGUGACCCGUGACCAGGAUAACCAGUCUAGGAAGGUGCAGAAAGAGGUGGCGGUGGGCGACCACGGUGGAGACCACAGUGGGGAAGGUGGCUCGGCUGGCAGAGCUCCGAGCUCCCAUGAGGAAACGGAGACGUUUGAAGAGGACGUUGAAGGAUGACAAGGAACAGCUGGAGAAGAAGUGGCCUGACCGGAGACUGUGGACGACAUGUGAUGGAACGUUACCAUGUGGAUAGUACCUGGAAGAAGCCAAGAACUGGAAAGUCAACUCCAGCAGAAGGAGGUGUGGAGAAGAAUGAGAGGGAGCUCACAAAAGAGACUUCAGGAAAAGGCGAUGAAAGAGCAAAGAUGGACUCGUAUGGAGGGAUGGGCCCGAGAGAGAGAGAGAGGGCAAAUCGUCCUUGGUGAUCAGGGCUUGCUCGUCUGUUCCUUUCCUUUGUCCACGAGGAUGAAGGACGAAAGGAGGCACACAGAUGGAAGGAAAUUGGUGAGCAUGCACUGGAACUGGACCCUACCCUGAACUGGAAACUACCGGAACACCAGUGUCAUCGUCCACAGUGAAGCCAACAUUACAUCGUCAUGAACUAACAGGGCGACUUUCAAACUCUGGAUUCAGAUGACGUCACCGUUCUUGGAAUGGGCAGUGUAUCGACCUCCUUAACAAAACCAUGGAAAAAUACAACAACACGGCAAAAUGCAAACGAGCAAGGUUUAAGGCAACAAUGGACGAAGCAAGUGCAGAAACCGAGAGACAGAUGGACGGCCAACUGGAGUUCUGUUCUUUGCAGUGAUCAUUUCACUGAUGACUGCUAUGAAGGCACACCUUUACAAAGCUUGCUUGAAAAAGCAUGCUAUUCUGAUGGUACACGAAAAAAAGACAUUGAAGAACGAUCACAAAGUUGGCACAAGAGUAGAUCAACAUCUGGAAAGGAUUGUUGCUGUUAUGAAAGACCCAGCAGCUGAGCUAAAGCCUGAAAGGAAUGGUCCUCACAAGUUGAAAUCUGGAAGCCUGGAGAAGAACCUCAAGAACAAGCAUCAUGUAAGCAUCAUAGUGGGAAAAAAAGCUGAGAAGCUCCCCCGCUGCUUUCAGAGAAGUGAGGAGGAUUAAGCUGGCGCUCGGCGGAGGCACCCAGCCACUCUUCUCGCACAGGCACCCGGAGCUGGAGCCAUGAGCAGGGCGCUGACUGAGCACAUCAGCAGUAGCUUCCGCGAAGAUGCUCCUCGUCCUCCGGUGCCGGGGGAGGAGGGAGAGUCGUCAUGCUAUAUCUCCAGCAGGUCUGGGAAAAUGAAAGCCCUCAACAAGGUUAAAGACGCCGCUGUUGCCGCGCUCCCCGGUUCCGCACCACGGAGGAACGAGGAUGGACUGGGGGAACCGGAGGGGAGUGCGUCCCCGGACUCGCCGCUGAUCCGGUGGACAAAGUCUUUACAUUUUCUUCUCGGCGAUCAAGAUGGUGCUCACCUCUUCAGGACCUUCUUGGAGCAGGAUAACUGCGUGGACACGUUGGACUUUUGGUUCGCCUGCAACGGUUUCCGGCAAAUGGACCUCAAGGAUACCAAAACGCUGAGAGUCGCCAAAGUUAUUUUCAAAAAGUACAUCGAGAACACCAACAUUGUGGCCGAGCAGCUGAAACCCGCCACCAAGACCUUCAUAAGGGAUAGUAUCAAAAAGCAACAAAUAGACUCGGCCAUGUUCGACCAGGCGCAGAUGGAGAUCCAGUCCAACAUGGAAGAGAGUGCUUACCAGAUGUUUUUGACUUCGGACAUGUACCGCAACUACGUGCGCACUGGCUGUGAGAACGCGGCGUACGUGAAUCACGGGAACCUCAAGCUGAUGUGCGGAUAUCUUCCUCCUCUUCUGGAGGAAGAGGAGUGGAGCUGUCAUGACCUGAAGGCUAAAGCUUUAGCUUCUGUUAUCGGACUGUCUGCCAAAUCCCUGAGGGCCGCCGCGACCUUCGGGACAGCAGCUGGAAUCGUGGAGAACGGUUGCAGGGCGCACCAUCGAGGAGACAACGCCAGCCCUUAUUUUGUCAACUCUGGCUACAUUUUUGCUCCUGCCACCAGUGCCAAUGACAGCGAGAUCUCCAGUGAUGCUGCGACGGAUGAUUCCAUGUCCAUGACGGACAGCAGUGUAGAUGGAAUACCUCCGUAUAAGGUGGGCACCAAGAAGCAUCUCCAGCGGGAGAUGAAUCGCAGCGUCAAGAUCAAUGGACAGGUUACACUUCCCCACUUUCCCAGGACGCAUCGACUGCCCAAGGAGAUGACCCCCGUUGAGCCCUCGGCCUUUGCCGCCCAACUCAUUGUACGUCUGGAGAAGCUGAAGCAAGAACAGGAAACCGUGAGCUCGCUAGCGGAGAGACUGCAGCAGAUCCGAGAGGAAGAAGAAAGCAGCAACGACUCCCAUCAGGCUCUUCUUCCAUCCGGCAGCCAGUGUGAGGAAGACCCCCAAGCUAUCCUAGAUGAGCACCUCUUGCGGGUCCUGAAGACGCCCGGCUGCCAGUCACCCGCUGUGGUUCGCCACUCACCACGCUCGCAAUCCCCCGAACGGAGCGGCGCCUCGCUCUCUUCGGGCCACGCUUGUCCGGGGGCCGCCAGGGUUCCAAUGUCAGGGCGGCAAUCCACAAAACACACUCACCACCACUACAUCCACCACCAUCACGCCGGGCCCAAGACCAAGGAGCAGGCUGAGGUUGAAGCAGCUCAGCGUGUUCAGUGCUUCUGCCCAUCAGGAGGCACCAAUUACUCGGACUUUAGCCCCGCGACGCUGACGAGACGACCAAUGAAAUCCUCCACCGAGGGUUGGUCUUCACCAUGCCUUCCGCUCGAUGCAUCUGACCGGUCUCAGAAUGUCUGGCAGUGGAUUCUGGAGAGCGAGAGGCAGGGCAAACACAAGGCCCACAGCUCUCACGGCCUUAAGAAACCCAACCCUCUGGACUCCAAGCCUGGUCGAAUUCACUCCUUGUGGGGCGGAGGUGGCAUCGGUUCCGGCAUUCAUCUCCGUGGGCACCACCCUGGCCAUCCCUUCAUACUGGACCCGGCCAUUCCGCCUCUGCCGCCACCCAACACUUUAGCACAGCUCGAAGAGGCCUGUCGCCGACUGGAGGGGGUCUCUAAACCCCCAAAACAGAGGUUGGUCUCAGCUGCAAUGACAGCAAAGCUUAGCAAUCGCAUGACAUUUUCGUCUUUAAUUCAAAAUGUCUUCAGCUUCAGAGACAGGAACCAUCCAGCCACGGCCAUGCCUGCCGGAGGUAGCGCCAAAGCCACUUCGGGACUCCAGUCAGACGAGUCCAAGGAGCUCAUGAUCACCUACUUCUUCUGUGGUGAGGAGAUUCCUUACCGGAGCGUAAUGAAGACCCACUGCCUCACAUUGGGACACUUUAAAGAACAGCUCAGCAAGAAAGGCAACUACCGGUACUACUUUAAGAAGGCCAGCGAUGAGUUUGAGUGCGGCGCCGUGUUCGAGGAGGUGUGGGAGGACGCCUCGGUGCUGCCCAUGUACGAGGGCAAGGUCCUGGGGAAGGUGGAGAGGAUCGACUAAAAAAAAAAAAAAAGCAAACAAAAAAAAACAAACAGACCCAAACAAACUUGAGGAAGACACUUUGCAAUUCACCUUUUGUGUUUUUUUUAUGUUUUGUAUUAAUACUAAGCUAAACAAGAGUUAAUAUAUCCAGCACAAUAUGUGAUUGAAGGAAAACGAGCCAAUGAAGUAAUGCCUAACCCAGAGGAGGUGCCCCCCCACUCCCCCCUCCCUGAUUUUUCUCAACCAGUCAGCCUUAGAAAAACGUUGCAAGGGAACGACAUAAAGGACAACAGAUUGGAGGCCAGCGAGGCGGGACCCGUGCCGCUGUUUGAAUAUAACCACUGUUUUGAUUUGGCGGGACUGGAGAUGCGCGGCACUUCCGAUGACUGCAUUGCUAAUUGCUAACAUACAUGCGUAUACAGGAUGUAUAUAUACAUGUAUUGUAUUUCGAUGAGUUUAAAGUAUUUAUUUUGUACAAAAAAAAAAAAACUUUCUCGCCAUCGGGCAAGCUACUAUGAAUGCUGGGGGAGUACUGUCGUGAUUUUGUUGUUUUGUUUUUACGACACAAAAAGGACAAUACGCUAGCCUAGCACCUCCCAUAGCCUUGUUAGUCGGCCAAGACCAGUUUUUCUAUGCUGCUGAAAGUUUGCAAUGUUAGGUUUGUCACACGAGCGUUUUGCCGUUUGUUUUUCCGUUUGCCUCUUUAGUUUGGUGACAGAGCUCCAUGUUUUGUUGUGCCUUUGUUGGUAAACCAGGCUUUUGCACAGGGG
Molecule: messenger RNA, 4497 nt
Organism: Doryrhamphus excisus (bluestripe pipefish)
Lineage: Eukaryota; Metazoa; Chordata; Actinopteri; Syngnathiformes; Syngnathidae
Source: RefSeq, a predicted model, not a curated record